GUGUCUGAUGUUGACUGGCAUGCUGCAGGAUGACACAAGUCACCAGUAUAGUGUGCGCCCCGAGGUAAUAAUAGUCACACAGCUAUGCCCCCGUAGCAUCACCGGUCUGCUAAAAAUUCCCUCUUGACCUUCACUCCUGGAAGGCACCACAGGCUCGUCACAAGGCAGAAGCAAGCCAGCGCGGACGGAAACUUUAGAGAAGGAGAGGAAGAGACGAGCGCUUGUGCGGUCUCUCGUCUGGUCACACUUGUUUAAGCAACACCCACCAUCGGCUGGCUGGCUGGAUUGUGCGCUCCAUGGAAACUAUGCCCCGGGAGGACACGGCCAGCUGACACAUAAGACAUGAACGUCCAUGUGUUUCCUUAGGGACCCUUUUUUCCUCGGUUAAAAGGAGCUAGAACCCUGGGUACCCCCUCGGCCUUCUCUGUCAUGGACGGGACGGCCGUGUGCUGGAGUAAGUCCAGCGUCAUCAGCUUCAUCAAGGGUCUGGCCUCGCCCGUGGGGAAUGGCUACAGCAAACCCCCCAUCCCUCCAGUCUGCAGUCCUCAGGGAGAGAAAGGUCCCCCGGUCAUGGUGCCGAUCAGCGUGGACCCGGAGAGCAAACCGGGCGAGUAUGUCCUCAAGAGCCUGUUUGCCAUCUUCGCCACCGUGUCAGAACGCAAGAUACAAAUCAUCAUGGCGGAGCCGCUGGAAAAACCUUUGACAAAGUCUCUCCAGAGGGGUGAAGAUCCUCACUUUGACCAAUUGUUGAGCACCAUGAGCUCUUUGGCUGAGUACUGCCUGCCCUCCAUCCUGCGCACUCUGUUCGACUGGUACAGAAGACAAAACAGCCUGGAGGAGGAGCUGCACGAGUACCGUCCCAGAGCUAACACCAAGUCCAAAAAUGAUGAGCAGCAGAGGGAUUAUUUACUUGAAAGGAGGGACUUGGCCAUCGACUUCAUCUUCUCCCUCGCACUCAUAGAAGUCCUUAAACAGAUGCCGCUGCACCCGGUCCUUGAUGGUCUGGUCAAUGAGGUCAUCGCCGUAGCCUUCAAGCACUUUAGACACAAAGAAGGAUAUCACGGUCCUAACACUGGCAACAUGCACACUGUAGCUGACCUCUAUGCUGAGGUCAUUGGCGUAUUGGCUCAGUCCAAGUUCCCUGCCGUGAAGAAGAAGUUCAUGACUGAGCUGAAAGAGCUGAGACAGAAGGAACAGAGUCCAUACGUAGUCCAGAGUACUAUUAGCCUCAUCAUGGGGGUCAAGUUCUUCCGAAUUAAGAUGUAUCCCGUGGAGGACUUCGAAGCUUCUUUUCAUUUCAUGCAGGAUUGUGCCCAGUGCUUCCUGGAUGUUAAGGACAAGGACGUUAAACAUGCCUUGGCUGGGCUCUUUGUGGAAAUUUUGGUUCCUGUUGCUGCGGCGGUCAAGAAUGAGGUAAACGUCCCCUGCCUGAGGAACUUUGUGGACAGCUUGUACGACACAACCCUCGACCUGUCUGCCAGAAAAAAGCACUCGCUGGCUUUUUACCCGCUGGUGACGUGCCUACUGUGUGUCAGCCAGAAGCAGUUCUUCCUCAACAGGUGGCAUGUCUUCCUCAACAACUGCCUCUCAAAUCUGAAGAGUCGAGACCCUAAGAUGGCUCGUGUGGCGCUGGAGUCUCUGUAUCGCCUGCUGUGGGUUUACAUGAUCAGAAUAAAGUGUGAGAGCAACACCACAACCCAAGGUCGGCUCAGCGCCAUCAUAACAACACUGUUCCCCAAAGGAUCUCGCAGUGUGGUCCCAAGAGACAUGCCGCUCAACAUCUUUGUCAAAAUGAUACAGUUUAUUGCACAGGAAAGACUUGAUUUUGCCAUGAAAGAAAUUAUAUUUGAUCUUCUGUGUGUCGGGAAACCCGCCAAAGCCUUCAAUCUUAAUCCGGAGAGAAUGAAUAUCGGCCUGAGAGCAUUCCUGGUCAUAGCCGACAAACUCCAGCAGAAGGACGGCGAGCCUCCGAUGCCCAACACGGGUUGCACUUUGCCCUCAGGGAACACGCUGCGAGUGAAGAAGACAUACCUGAGCAAAACGCUGACGGACGAGGAGGCCAAAGUCAUUGGGAUGUCCCAGUAUUACCAUCAUGUGCGCAAGGCUAUGGACAACAUACUGAGGUACCUGGAUAAGGAGGUGGGACGCUGCAUGAUGAUGACCAACGCUCAGAUGCUGAACAAGGAGCCUGAGGACAUGAUCACCGGUGAAAGAAAGCCCAAGAUCGACUUGUUCAGGACGUGUGUGGCCGCCGUCCCUCGCAUGCUGCCUGAUGGGAUGUCCAAGACGGAGCUUAUUGAUCUGCUCUCACGCUUGACGAUCCACAUGGACGACGAGCUCCGCCUCAUAGCGCAGAACUCCUUACAAAGCCUGCUGGUGGAUUUCUCCGACUGGCGUGACGACAUCCUGUUCGGAUUCAUCAACUUUGUGUUGCGUGAGGUCCAAGACGCCCACCAAGGUCUGUUGGAUAUGUCGCUCAAACUACUGCUGCAGCUGCUCACACAGUGGAAGGGGACAGUGGCAGCCCCAGGGAAGGUGCACCCUGCCGAGGUGGGUGCCGCCAUCGUCAUGUUACGUAGCGUAUAUUCAACUUGUCUUCCUGAUCUGGAUUGUUUUUGUCUCAUCUCACAGCUGCUCCAGACAAGUUCCACUGCAAAGAUGGUCGCAGAGCGAGGCCAUCAUGCCGCCGUCCUGCACGCUGUGGAAGGUCUCGCCCUCAUGCUGCUCUGCUCCUGUCAGCUCAGCACACGGAGACUCGCUGUCGUCAUCCUCAAGGAGGUCCGCAGCCUCUUUUUGGUCAUCGGGCAGUCUGAGGAUGACGAUAAAGCAAUGAUUGAGGUCAUGGACCACCUCAGCCCUGUGGUGCUGGGGAGCUUAGUCAACGUUGCUGUCUGUGACACGGCUAACACGUCCGCUGGCCACCACGUGGACCUUCAGUGGCUGGUGGAGUGGAAUGCCCGGCUCGUCAGCAGCCACUACGACAUCCGGAGUCCCUCUCACGUUUGGAUCUUGGCGCAGUCGGUGAAGGACCCGUGGGUGCUGUGCAUGUACAGCCUUCUCCGGCAAGACCACCUGCCCAAACACUGCCCCACUGCCCUCAGCUACGCGUGGCCCUACGCCUUCACUCGAUUGCAGAUGCUCAUUCCUGUGGUGGACUCCAAUAACCCGGUCAAUGCAAAAAAAAACAGCACGUCCGGCAGCGCCGACAAUUCCGUGGCCCUGUGGAGGAACUACUUGAUCCUUUGCUUCGCUGUAGCCAAGCCCAGUGUCAUGAGCCCCGGCCACCUGAGAGCAUCGACAUCCGAGAUCACCACGGCCACGCCCGACAGUGCCGUGGGCUAUGAUAACAAGGUAGUUGCAGGCUGCUCUUCUGUUGCUUGGCUCCUCAAGCAGUUGGUUCCACACAUGAGGGCGGAGAGCGUGGAGCUGACGGAGUCAUUAGUUCUGGGAUUUGGCCGCGCCAAUUCCCUUGUCUUCAGGGAACUUGUGGAGGAACUUCAUCCACUCAUGAAAGAGGCACUGGAAAGAAGACCAGAGAACAAGAAGCGACGCGAGCGUCGGGACCUCCUGCGACUUCAGCUGUUGCGCAUCUUUGAGCUACUUGCUGACGCUGGCGUCAUCAGCGACAGUACAAACGGUGCUCUUGAACGUGACACCCUCGCCCUCGGUGCUCUCUUCCUUGAGUACGUGGAUCUGACCCGUAUGCUUCUGGAAGCUGAGAAUGAUAAAGACGCAGAGAUUCUGAAGGAUGUCCGAGCUCACUUCAGCGCCAUGGUAGCCAACCUCAUCCAGUGUGUGCCAGUGCACCACAGACGCUUCCUGUUUCCUCAGCAGAGCCUGCGGCAUCAUCUCUUCAUCCUCUUCAGCCAGUGGGCGGGACCCUUCAGCAUCAUGUUCACCCCUUUGGACCGCUACAGUGACAGGAAUCACCAGAUCACACGAUAUCAGUACUGUGCCUUGAAGGCCAUGUCUUCUGUACUGUGCUGCGGCCCAGUCUUUGACAACGUGGGCCUCUCUCCAGAUGGAUACCUCUACAAGUGGCUGGACAACAUUCUAGCCUGCCAGGACCAGCGGGUGCACCAGCUUGGAUGUGAGGUCGUCAUCCUGCUGCUGGAACUCAAUGCAGACCAGGCCAACCUCUUCAACUGGGCUGUAGGUCGCUGCUACACAGGCUCCUCCCAGCUGGCCUCAGGUUGCUUCAAAGCCCUUGCGACAGUGUGUGGGAGCAGAAACUACCCAAGCGAUGUCGUGACGCUGCUCAGUCUGGUACUCUUCAAGGCAUCGGACGCCAGCAGGGAGAUUUAUGAGAUUGCCAUGCAGCUGAUGCAGAUUUUAGAGGCGAGGUUGUUUGUGUACUCCAAAAAGAUUGCAGGCCAGAAGCCCAGCAACAUCCUUUACGGCACCCACGCUCCACUGCCGCCUCUCUACAGCAUCUCCCUUCCACAGCUGUCCAGCCAGCUGGCCAGGAUGUACCCCGAACUCACGCUCCCUCUCUUUUCAGAGGUUAGCCAGAGGUUCCCCACCACCCAUCCCAACGGGAGGCAUGUUAUGCUGACCUAUCUCCUUCCCUGGCUUGGCAACAUAGAGCUGGUAGAUAGCGGUCUGCUGGUCCCGGCCUUCGCACCAUCUACCUCUGAUCAUGACAUAUCUUUACGGGGGAGCGGCUCCUCUUCGUCCCAGCAGCUGAGGGGCAGCGGGUGGGGCUCCCUGCAGGCCACAUCCAUGGUGCUCAACAAUCUCAUGUACAUGACUGCCAAAUAUGGAGAUGACUUAGCUGGGUCUGAGAUGGAAAACGCCUGGAAUGCCCUGGUGUGCAAUGAGAAGUGGAACAACAACCUGAGAACCACGCUGCAGUUUCUCAUCAGCUUAUGCGGCGUCAGCAGUGACAACACCCUCCUGCCAUUCAUAAAGAAAGUGGUGAUCUACCUUUGUCGAAACAACACCAUGCAAACCAUGGAGGAGCUGAUAUUUGAGUUGCAGCAGACAGAGCCAGUCAACCCCGUGGUGCAGCACUGUGACAGCCCUCCUUUUUACCGCUUCAGCGCCAUCAGCAAGGCCGCCGCCAUUGCAGCUUCAGGCACCGCAUCCAGCAGCAACACUGUUGUGGCAGGCCAGGAGAGCUUUCCAGAUGCAGAAGAUAGCAAGGCAAAGGACAAUGAAGAGAGGCUCAGCCACGCGACACGAGCUCACAAUCGUGUGGAGUCCCGCUACAGCAACAGCUCAGGAGGAUCGUACGACGAAGAUAAGAGUGACCCUCUGCCUCCUUAUGCUGACUGGCUGAUGGUUGUAAUGGAAAGCAACCAGCCCCAUCCUCUACCUAUGCCUCUAAAUGGCGGCUGUUGGGCUCCGCUGGUGGAUUUUCUGCCCGAGACCCUCACCCCCAGAGGCCCCCUGCACAGGUGUAAUAUAGCAGUCAUCUUCAUGACAGACAUGGUAGUGGACCACAGUGUGAGGGAGGACUGGGCCUUGCACCUCCCCUUGCUGCUGCAUGCCUUGUUUCUGGGCAUGGAUCACUACCGUCCAGAGGUGUUUGAGCACAGCAAGCGUCUCCUCCUCCACCUGCUCAUCUCCUUGUCCUGCCACAACAAUUUCCAGGCUGUGGCCUCAGUGCUGCUGCAGACGCGUGAGCUCCACGGCGCCAAGACCCUCACUUGCAAGGCUGGCCUUCAGCCUGAGUCUUUAACAUCAGGAGGUUUGGACUUUCUAAGGGAGGGUCAGGCAUCCCCUGUGCCAGACUCCGGUCUGAGUUCCUCCUCGACGUCAUCCAGUCUGAGUUUGGUGGGCAGCACCAGCAACCUGCCCGAGAUGGCACACGAGGUGGACAAGCUGGCAGCCACGGCCACCACGGACGAGAAGACGAACAGGCUCAUUGAGUUUUUAACCACAAGCUCCUGCGAACCCCUGUGGUGCCACGAAGACAUUUCACCCAAGAAUCAAAUGUCCAGAAGUACCAGCCAGUUGACAAACUUCCUACGCCAUGUGGUGUCUGUCUUCAAAGAAUCAGACGUUCAUCUGGAGCAGCGGCUAAGCGACGUGGCUCUGCACACGGCCCUGUGCAGCUCCUCACGCCACUAUGCCGGACGCUCAUUCCAGGUGUUUCGCGCCCUCCGCCGGCCCGUCUAUGUACACGCUGUAUCGGAUUUGCUCUCGAGGCUGGUGGAGGUUGUUGGAGAGCACGGAGAGGAGGUGCAGGGCUAUGUGGUGGAAGUGUUACUCACGCUGGAAUCUGUGGUAGACAACUUGGCCGAGUGCCUCAAGAACAAUGACCUCAUGGCCGUCUUGACCAGAGCAUCAUCUCCAGAUCUCCUCAGCACGUUGAAGCUGAUGUCCAACAGGAAAAGCACCGGCCAGCUCAACCUCUGCAGAGGAGAGCGUAGUCGACACCAGAGAAGCUCUUCCGUCCCCAAGAAGUUUGGCGAGAUGGACAGGUGGUCGGACCCCCCUCGCAGCGCCACCCUGGACCGCAUCCAAGCCUGCGAGCAGCAGCUCCUGUUGGGAAAGAGCCGCAGCAGCCCCUCGUCCUCCUCCAAGGACAACAUCUCAGACCCCAGCAACAUUAACCAUCCCAGUAACCUCCUGGCCACCGUCUUCUGGGUGGCCGUGUCGCUGAUGGAGUCGGACUUUGAGUUUGAGUACCAGAUGUCCCUGAGGCUGCUCAGCAAGCUGCUGGGUUACGUGUCGCUGGACAAGCCGGAAAACCGGGAGAAGCUUGAGAAGCUGCAGAGCCAGCUGCAGUGGAGCAGCUUCACUGGGCUCCAGCAGCUCCUGCUCAAGGGCUUCACGUCUGUGGCCACCACCGACCUCACGCUGCAGCUCUUCUGGCAGCUCACGCCCGUGUCGCGGGUGGCUGUGGUGGACACUUCACAAGUCAUCGGGUUCCCCUUGAAUGUCCUCUGCCUGCUUCCACAUCUGGUGCAGAAUUUUGAUAGCCCCACCCACUUCUGCCAGGACGUUGCUGAGAGGAUAGCUCAGGUGUGCCUGGAGGAGAAGAAGGACAAACUAUCCAACCUGGCCCAUGUCAUGACUCUUUACAAGACGCGCUCCUACACCCGAAAUUGCUUCUCGUGGGUCAACGUGGUGUGCCGGUAUCUUCACGAGGCCUUCUCGGGCGUCACCCUCAGCCUGGUCACUUACAUGGCGGAGCUGUUGGAGAAAGGUCUGCCCAGCAUGCAGCAGACCAUUUUGCAAAUCAUCUACAGUCUGCUGAGUCACAUGGACCUGAGUGGAAUUCAAGCCAGGCCCUUCAACACAGAGGUGCUGAAGACCAUUGAGAAGUUUGCCCAGAGCGUCCACUGGAGGGAAGCUCUGAAUAUUCUGAAGCUGGUGGUCGGUCGAUCGGCCAGCUUGGCGCAGCCCUCUGGCGACCUCUCCUACGAGGACAUCAGCAGAGUGUGGGACCGCUCCUCCAAGGCCUUGCCUGGGAAAACACUCCACUUCCACUUUGACAUAUCUGAGACGCCCGUGAUUGGCCGGCGCUACGACGACUUACACGCUUCCCCGGGGAGAGACGGGAAAAGUAGAACCACAGCAGUGACCCGCAGCACCUCCUCCAGCUCCUCCGGAUCCACCUCCAACAACGUGCUGGUGCCCGUCAGCUGGAAGAGGCCUCAGUCUUCCCAGAAAAGAACUCGAGAGAAACUUGUCAACGUUUUAUCUCUGUGUGGACAAGAAGUUGGCCUCACCAAAAAUCCUUCAGUGAUUUUCUCGAGCUGUGGAGAACUGGACCUCAUGGAGCACCAGCCCAGCCUGGUGUCUUCUGACGACGGGACCCGAGAAGCGGACACGGUGGAUGACACCGCCUCGGAGCAGCAGUUCAGAGUCUUCAGGGACUUUGACUUCUUGGAUGUGGAACUUGAAGAUGGAGAGAGGGAGACCGUGGACAACUUCAACUGGGGCGUGCGCCGACACUCAGUGGACAGCUUGGACCAGAGGGACCUUCACGCCCUGGAGGAGAGCCAUCUGUCCAGCAGCAUGCCCAGCCUGAGCCACAUCACGCCUGAGGAGGACUCCGACGAGUCCUCUGAGGAGGAUUCUCUCUCUGCCAGCCAGAUACUCCCCCACUGUCAGCUUGCCGUCAGCCUCUCCCCAACCUCUGAGAUCAAUAACAUGGACUCCUUUUGUAACACAGCCUCACUUGACUCCACGCCGCCGAGCUCCAAAAAUCCCAGUUUCGAGCUCCAACUGCCAGAGGACUUGAAGCAGCGGCGUGACUUCUUAAAAGAGGAUGAAGAUGUCCCCGAGGACAACACGUCACUCCCCAUCAGCCAUCUUCCCCCUGACUUUCACUGCGGGGACACCUUAGUGCUGGACGCCGCUCACGAUUUCUCCAAAGAGCUGGACCUUGACAGCUGCUUGGCCAGUCUCGCCGAGGAGGAAACAGACGACACGGCCGAGUCGGGCUCAUCUCCGCCGCCCUCGCCCUUCUUCUCAGCCAUCCUGGCGGCGUUCCAGCCGGCGGUGUGCGACAACGCCGAGGAGGCUUGGCGGACUCACCUCAGCCAGCUGGUGUCCGACACGGACGGCUCCUGUGCGGUCUACACUUCCCAUGUGUUCUCCUCCCUCUUCCAGAGUCUCCAGACCAAAUUUAGCUCCCUGACCUGCGAUGCCGUCAGUUACCUUGGCGACAGCCUGAGAGGAUUAGGAUCAAAGUUCCUGAGGUCAUCCCAAAUGCUGACGUGUGCCGAGUGUCCCACAUUGUUCAUGGAUGCAGACACAAUUACGUCCUAUGGACUCCUGGAGAAAGUGAAGUUCAGCGUGUUGGAGCUUCAGGAGUAUCUGGACACUUACAACAGCAAAAAGGAGGCAGCGCUGACAUGGCUCGGCAACUGCAAGGCCACGUUCCCCAGAAGUCCCGGCAGUGCUGUGAUCACACGUCAGCCAGUUGAGCAGGAGGAAACGCAAGUGGAAUCUCUGGCUCAACUGGAGCUCUGUCAAAGACUCUACAAACUCCACUUUCAGCUCUUACUGCUUUUUCAGUCCUACUGCAAGCUGAUUGAGCAGCUCCAUGCAAUAAGCUCUAUUCCCAAACUAACCAAUGCGUCCCGAGAGCUGACGGAGCUGAGGAGCCACCUGAGAGCAGCCUUGGUGGCAGAUGGUGACAAAGCAGCUCAUCACUCAUCUGAGCCUUGCACCUUCAGCUCCUCCGAGGCGGCUGUGCAGGCCAUCCUUGAAGCUCUGAAGAGCGGCACCUUUGCCACGGCUAUUCACUAUAUUAGGGAGUGCAGAGCAACGUGGCCUCAUGACAUCUUCGGCAGCCAUUGUGAAGAUGAAGUCCAGACUUUACUGAACAUCUACUUCCGCCAUCAAACCCUGGGUCAGACGGGGACAUUUGCACUCGUGGGCUCAAAGCAGGAUUUGACGGACAUCUCCACCAAGUUGAUGGAACUCAACGGAGCGAUGCGGGACAUGAUCCGGCAAGCGCAGGGCUACCGAGCCAUCACGGCUUUCCUUCCGGACGCGAAGGUCUCGGGAUCCAGUCUCUGACGGGAGACCUCCAGCGGGUGCUUGGCCUCCAGUCAUGCCUUCACAUCACAAUGUUCUGACGCAUUCACACACCGCAGCAAUAUUGAGAGGUUGCCGUCAGUUUUUAUUGCACUCCUGGAUGCUGUCACACAGCGACAAUGUUCACGUUUCACAACAUAGCGUACCAAAGCUUUGCAACUCAUCUUAAACUGUCAAAGGGGAAUUGUGCAAUUUUUCACACACGUGGAAGGGUUUUACUGUACAGUGAAAGAAUGUAUUUGAAUACCACAGGAAAACAUAAUAAGGGAGGCUUGGUUACUUUGUGUGCUUGAGUGUUUUAGAUGGGACUGAUAGAUGUACAUAGUAGUUCAACUACUUGGAAAUGCUGCAGAUCUACUGUCAUGUCACAUCACUUCACAUCUUACUGUACAUUGCAGCUUUUCAGCACAUGACAAACUAUUUAUAUUUGCAAGACAAAAAAACAUGCUUUUAACUGUCUAGAUUGAAAGGAAACUAUUUUAUUCAAGCUUAUUUAAGCUUGCAAAUUUGACCAGAGUCAUGUUUAACAACUAUUUUCAUGGAAUAAUUGUACAUAGAGCUAUUUGAGGCUUUAUUGGCGUCACAAGAUUGUAUUUUUAUGAACUUGCAAUUUGAGGAGAUAGUUACAUUAUUUUUAAAGCUUUCCAGAGGAAUUGUCAGUAUGGUGUGUCUGAUGUUGUACAUAGUCUUGCCUUUGCAAUGUAUUGAAAGCUGUGUUUGUGUAACAUUAACAAAUAAAACAUACAUUUGAUAAAUAUUGCUCAUA
Molecule: messenger RNA, 10267 nt
Organism: Dunckerocampus dactyliophorus (ringed pipefish)
Lineage: Eukaryota; Metazoa; Chordata; Actinopteri; Syngnathiformes; Syngnathidae
Gene: frya
Product: furry homolog a (Drosophila)
Exons: 60
Coding region: 430-9483 (3017 amino acids)
Biological process (GO): neuron projection development; cell morphogenesis
Cellular component (GO): cell cortex; site of polarized growth
Source: RefSeq, a predicted model, not a curated record